Molecule: messenger RNA, 2863 nt
Organism: Oryctolagus cuniculus (rabbit)
Lineage: Eukaryota; Metazoa; Chordata; Mammalia; Lagomorpha; Leporidae
Gene: BCCIP
Product: BRCA2 and CDKN1A interacting protein
Cellular component (GO): nucleus
Source: RefSeq, a predicted model, not a curated record
ACAGGGAGGUGCGCAGGCGCAGUGUGCAUCGGUGGGGGGGCAACAUGGCGUCCAGGUCCAAGCGGCGAGCAGUCGGGAAUGGGGUCCCGCGGCCGCCUGGCGCCCCGGUCCAGCGCCAUGAGCAGGAGGAGGAAGAUGAAGUUGAGGAUGAGGACGAAGAUGAGGAAGACAGCGACGAAGAAGAGGAUGAGGACGACGAGAUCGUUGACGAGGAAGUGAAUAUUGAUUUUGAAGCUUACUCCAUCUCAGAUAAUGAUUAUGACGGAAUUAAGAAAUUACUGCAGCAGCUGUUCCUAAAGGCUCCUGUGAACACGGCAGAGCUAACAGAUCUCUUGAUUCAGCAGAACCAUGUUGGGAGUGUGAUUAAGCAAACAGACAUUUCAGAAGACAGCGAUGAUGAUAUGGAUGAAGAUGAGAUUUUCGGCUUCAUAAGCCUUUUAAAUUUAACCGAGAGAAAGGUCAGUUUCACCCAGAGGCAUUGGAAUGAAUACGUGGACCAAAACCACUUUCAUUUACAGCUUGAUGGAAGUAUCGUGUGCCCUAGUGGUACCCCGUGUGCCGAGCAAAUCAAAGAGCUGGUUCUAAGCUGCUGUGAGAAGAGCUGUGAGAAGAGUGUGGUGGAGCAGCUGGACGCGCUCCUGCAGGACGCCAGCAAGCCCGUGGGCUUCCUCCUGAGCGAGAGGCUCAUGAACGUCCCCCCGCAGGUCGCCCUGCCCAUGCACCAGCAGCUGCAGAAAGAACUCGCGGAGGCACACAAGACCAGUAAGCCGUGCGGGAAGUGCUGCUUCUACCUGCUGAUCAGUAAGACGUUUGUGGAAGCAGGAAAAGGCAGUUCCAAGAAGAAACGGAGCAGCCAAAAGAAAGAAGAGUUAAUGUUUGCAAACGCAGAGGAAGAAUUUUUCUAUGAGAAGGCAGUCCUGAAGUUCAGCUACUCGGUGCAGGAGGACCGCGACACCUGUCUGGGAGGCAGAUGGUCUUUCGAUGACGUUCCCAUGAAGCCCAUGAGGACUGUGAUGGUGAUUCCAGGCGACAAGAUGGACGAGAUCAUGGAUAAACUGAAAGAACAUCUGUCCGUCUAACCCAUUUGCCACGGACAGGGCUGGCUCGUCUUUGGAAAAUGACAGAAAACGCAGUGGCUGUUUACUGAAAACUCGUGACUUUAUUUGAAGUCCUCUACAAAAAGUAGGGUUCUGUUCCAUGUGUCUGGGACACAUUUACACUAUCUGUAUCUUUAAAAAUUUGGGUCAGAUUGUGAAUGGAUGCUUAAAAACCUUUCCAAUAAGAAGAAAAAUAUGGAAUAGUAAUUUAAAGAACUCAAUAAACUCCUCUAUUUUUAUUUUAAGACCACAUACCAGGCGUUACUCCUUCAGCACCGUCCUGCGGGGCGUGGUGCUCGUGGGGCAGGCGCCCCGGGGCCUUGCGCGUGGAGCUUGGUGCAGUCACUGGACCGUGCAUCGCUGUUCGGUGCUCUCGGGGCACUUCUCACCCUCCUUGUUCAUCGUGGAGAUCGGGGCCAGGCGACCCAUCACUUGCUGUAAAAUAUCCUUACUCUCACUAGGAGGCAGAUUACUGAAGUAGUACUGUGGUGCCAGCUGCAUGAAUCUGUUUGUUCAAAACAAAACCAUCAGUGGGGGUGGGGAUGGUGGAGGGCGUGUGGGCGUAGGGACACCUAGCAUUGGGCCUGAGCCCUUCCCAGACUCCCCCGAAGGGAGCACCUGCUGCUACGACUGGCAGAACUCACUCCGCCCCCCCAGAAUAGAGACUUCCUGAUGUGCACGCGGCAGCCCAGCUGGUUUCCAGAGCGAGCAGGCUCCCCGGUAUCAGGCCGCUGCCCUGACCGCGGGCGGCAGCCCACCCUGGCUGUCUCUUCUCCCUCACACGCCCCUCCCCUUCCCCGCUCGACCAGCUCCUCUCACAGAGAGAAGGCCACGCCCGUUCCCCUCAGGGUCCCUGCACCUGCGCAGUGCACGCCAGCGUCUUGUUAAAGACAUGCUGUCCUGUUUCGUAACCUCAAAGGGAGAGGUGUCUGGGAUCAUCGUGGAGUCGACACUUCCAGGCUUACAACUGGAAGUGGAGCAGGAACCGUGUCUGUGUUCACCCCGUACGCACACAUUCCCAAGCAAGCCCUUGCUUCUCCCUCCGACUUACAGCUCGGGCGAGAUCUCGGAGGCGAUCCGGAUGUAGUUGUUCUCGGAUAUGCUGAACUUAUGGAAGAGGACCCACUCGGGCACCUUCUUGGUGAUGGAGUAACCGGACAGGGGGUGCAGCUGCGCCACCUGCUUGUGUGUGAGCAUCAAGUAGUUGCCCGCCCCGUCGACGUCCCGCGCGAUCUAAGGGGCGGCAUUUCAAGGAGAAGGACACGGCGUUAACACAGAGGGAAUGAAGGUCUGCUGAGAAGAAACCCUGAGUAUUUACUACAGAACAGCUUAAAAAUGCAGAAAAUAAGCCACAAGCUUGCUUUGCCCAAAACUCAGACAGUGAUGAUGCUGACCGACCUCCUCAGCGUGAGGGCAGUGUGCUAACUUCCUGUGGUCGUGAACAGAGCCGAGCACAGACCUGCCACACCACGGGCGUGUAUGCGUCACGCUGGGUACGUCAGCUCCCUUAAUCCUCACAGUGACCCUGUGCUGCGGGCAGCGGCUUCUUCCUGACAGACGAGAACUCUAGGAUGAAGUGCCUUUAUCUCCGAGGACUGCGGUAGAGUUUAUGUGGAACUUCCAUAUUUCUCCCUGCUACGAUGUGAAGCCCACGCCUACGCUGUGAUGUGUGUGUGUGAGCCCUCAUUAUGGGGAAGAAAGGAGACAGGGCUUUGAAUUGUGGGGCAUUAAUAUCACUCAUUAAACUGAGCUAAUCUGCAAACAGG